Messenger RNA from Microtus ochrogaster (prairie vole), 724 nucleotides. RefSeq names its product C-type lectin domain family 1 member B (gene Clec1b). Gene Ontology annotation, molecular function: transmembrane signaling receptor activity. Lineage: Eukaryota; Metazoa; Chordata; Mammalia; Rodentia; Cricetidae. Gene Ontology annotation, cellular component: plasma membrane. Gene Ontology annotation, biological process: platelet formation; signal transduction. The record is from RefSeq and is a predicted model, not a curated record.
AUGCAGGAUGAAGACGGAUAUAUCACUUUAAACAUUAAGCCCCGAAAGCCAACUCUCAGCUCAGCUGACUCUGCUUCUUCUUGGUGGCGUGUGAUGACUUUAAUUCUGCUGAUCUCAUCCGUGGGGCUGGUUGUUGGGCUCGUGGCUCUGGGCAUCAUGUCAGUCACACAGCAAAAGUACCUGCUAGCUGACAAGGCAAGUCUCUCGGCCACUCUGCAACAACUGGCCAAGAAAGUCUGCCAAGAGUUGAUUAAACAAUCAGAGCUCAAGACAAAGAAUGCGGUCGAACACAAGUGCAGCCCCUGUGCCACAAAGUGGAGAUACCAUGGAGACAGCUGCUAUGGGUUCUUUAGACGUAACCUAACGUGGGACGAGAGCAAGCAGUUUUGUACUGAGCAGAAUGCAACGCUUGUGAAGGCUGCCAGCCAGAAGACUGUGGAAUAUAUCACAAACAGGAUCACUUCGGCCCGUUGGAUUGGAUUAUCACGCCAGAACUCUGAUAAGGACUGGAUGUGGGAAGAUAGCUCAAUUUUUCCCAAGAAUAUGAUUGGCCUUUCUGGGAAUACAGGAGAAAACAUGAAUUGCGCCUAUCUUUAUAAUGGGAAAAUCCAUCCAGCUUCCUGUGAAGACAGAAAUUAUUUAAUGUGUGAGAGGAAGGCUGGCCUGACAAGAGUAGACCAACUGCUUUAAUGCAGAAGAGUGAACAGGAUGUCAGAUAAGUGGU